UGCUUCCACCUGGCUCCUCCCCGUGCUCACAGGCUCCCCUCCCCCUUCCCCAAGGACAGUGUGCUAGGAAGCCGUCGCUGCUGAAGAGAGCCGAGAUCUAAAGAUUGGAUCAUGACCCAUGAAGAGCAUCAUGCAGCUAAGACCCUGGGGAUUGGCAAAGCCAUCGCUGUGCUAACCUCUGGUGGAGAUGCCCAGGGUAUGAAUGCUGCUGUUAGGGCUGUGGUUCGUGUUGGAAUCUUUACUGGAGCCCGUGUCUUCUUUGUUCAUGAGGGUUAUCAAGGCUUGGUGGAUGGCGGAGACCACAUCAGAGAAGCCACCUGGGAGAGUGUUUCGAUGAUGCUACAGCUGGGAGGCACAGUGAUUGGAAGUGCCCGGUGCAAGGACUUUCGGGAGCGAGAGGGAAGACUCCGUGCUGCCCAAAACUUGGUGAAGCGUGGAAUUACCAAUCUGUGUGUUAUUGGGGGUGAUGGCAGCCUCACUGGGGCUGACACCUUCCGCUCUGAGUGGAGUGACUUGUUGAGUGACCUCCAGAAAUCUGGUAAGAUCACAGCUGAGGAGGCCACGAAGUCCAGCUACCUGAACAUCGUGGGCCUGGUGGGCUCCAUUGACAAUGACUUUUGCGGCACUGAUAUGACCAUUGGCACUGACUCUGCUCUCCACCGGAUCAUCGAGAUCGUAGAUGCCAUCACCACCACUGCACAGAGCCACCAGAGGACAUUUGUGUUAGAAGUGAUGGGCCGGCACUGUGGCUACCUGGCCCUCGUCACCUCUCUCUCCUGUGGGGCUGACUGGGUUUUUAUUCCUGAAUGUCCACCAGAUGAUGACUGGGAGGAACAUCUUUGUCGCCGGCUCAGUGAGACAAGGACCCGUGGCUCUCGUCUCAACAUCAUCAUUGUGGCUGAGGGUGCCAUUGACAAGAAUGGGAAACCAAUCACCUCAGAAGACAUCAAGAAUCUGGUGGUAAAGCGUCUGGGAUAUGACACCCGGGUCACCGUCUUGGGGCAUGUGCAGCGGGGUGGAACACCAUCAGCUUUUGACCGAAUCCUGGGCAGCAGGAUGGGGGUGGAAGCAGUGAUGGCACUUUUGGAGGGGACCCCAGAUACCCCAGCCUGUGUGGUGAGCCUGUCUGGUAACCAGGCUGUGCGCUUGCCUCUCAUGGAGUGUGUCCAGGUGACCAAAGACGUGACCAAGGCCAUGGAUGAGAAGAAAUUUGAUGAAGCUAUGAAGUUGCGAGGCCGGAGCUUCAUGAACAACUGGGAAGUAUACAAGCUUUUGGCUCAUGUCAGGCCCCCAGUAUCUAAGACUGCUUUGCACACAGUGGCCGUGAUGAACGUGGGGGCCCCGGCCGCGGGAAUGAAUGCUGCUGUUCGCUCCACUGUGAGGAUUGGCCUCAUCCAGGGCAACCGAGUGCUGGUCGUGCAUGACGGCUUUGAGGGCCUGGCCAAGGGUCAGAUCGAGGAGGCUGGUUGGAGCUACGUUGGGGGCUGGACUGGUCAAGGUGGUUCUAAACUUGGGACUAAAAGAACACUGCCUAAGAAGAGCUUCGAACAGAUCAGUGCUAACAUCACAAAGUUUAACAUUCAGGGCCUUAUCAUCAUUGGAGGUUUUGAGGCUUACACAGGGGGCCUGGAGCUGAUGGAGGGCAGAAAGCAGUUCGAUGAGCUCUGCAUCCCCUUCGUGGUCAUUCCUGCUACAGUCUCCAACAAUGUUCCUGGCUCAGACUUCAGCAUCGGGGCUGACACGGCGCUCAACACAAUCUGCACGACCUGUGACCGCAUUAAGCAGUCAGCCGCAGGCACCAAGCGCCGGGUGUUUAUCAUCGAGACCAUGGGCGGCUACUGUGGCUACCUGGCCACCAUGGCAGGGCUGGCAGCAGGGGCUGAUGCCGCCUACAUUUUUGAGGAGCCCUUCACCAUCCGAGACCUGCAGGCAAAUGUUGAACAUCUGGUGCAAAAGAUGAAAACAACAGUGAAAAGAGGCUUGGUGUUAAGGAAUGAAAAGUGCAAUGAGAACUAUACCACCGACUUCAUUUUCAACCUGUACUCUGAGGAGGGAAAGGGCAUCUUUGACAGUAGGAAGAAUGUGCUUGGCCACAUGCAGCAGGGUGGGAGCCCAACCCCAUUUGACAGAAAUUUUGCCACUAAGAUGGGUGCCAAAGCUAUGAACUGGAUGUCCGGGAAAAUCAAGGAGAGUUAUCGUAAUGGACGGAUCUUUGCCAAUACCCCAGACUCUGGCUGUGUCCUAGGGAUGCGUAAGAGGGCCCUGGUUUUUCAGCCUGUGACUGAGUUGAAGGACCAGACAGAUUUUGAGCAUCGCAUACCCAAGGAACAGUGGUGGCUGAAGCUGAGGCCCAUCCUCAAAAUUCUCGCCAAGUAUGAGAUUGACUUGGAUACCUCAGAGCAUGCCCACCUGGAGCAUAUCAGCCGGAAGCGGUCUGGAGAAGCUCCCGUCUAAAUCUCUUUGGAACCAGGGGAAUGGUCUGAUUACAGUCAACUUAACCUGCUGACAGAUUUAAGUCGUGUAUUCUGAAGUGUCUUAGCUCUUUUUCAUUUGGUUUCCUUUUCUUCUGUAACUAUGGCCACUAUCAACUCCAGCAGGGGGCAGAUUAGAAGCUUCUUUUGGUAGAAUUUAUGACUUCUAUCCAGCUUCAUCUGUCACACAAGGCUGGGCUCCCUAGUGUUACUGCUAGAUUUCAGUUACUCGGUUAAAUUUUCCUAAAAGUAAGCUUUAUUUAUUUCUUUGUGAUAACCAGGUUUCCAUUCCCCUACAACUUUUACUACAGUGACAAACAGUAACUACACUAAUAAAUGCCAACUGGUCCCUGGG
This is a messenger RNA of Condylura cristata (star-nosed mole), 2826 nucleotides long. RefSeq names its product phosphofructokinase, muscle (gene PFKM). Gene Ontology annotation, molecular function: monosaccharide binding; 6-phosphofructokinase activity; ATP binding. NCBI's taxonomy places the organism in Eukaryota, Metazoa, Chordata, Mammalia, Eulipotyphla, Talpidae. The transcript has 23 exons. Gene Ontology annotation, biological process: fructose 6-phosphate metabolic process; fructose 1,6-bisphosphate metabolic process; canonical glycolysis. The record is from RefSeq and is a predicted model, not a curated record. Gene Ontology annotation, cellular component: 6-phosphofructokinase complex; cytoplasm; membrane. Bases 112 to 2454 code for a protein of 780 amino acids.